Messenger RNA from Solanum pennellii, 1903 nucleotides. RefSeq names its product sugar transport protein 7. The record is from RefSeq and is a predicted model, not a curated record. The transcript has 4 exons. Gene Ontology annotation, biological process: monosaccharide transmembrane transport. Bases 324 to 1727 code for a protein of 467 amino acids. Gene Ontology annotation, molecular function: monosaccharide transmembrane transporter activity. Gene Ontology annotation, cellular component: membrane. Lineage: Eukaryota; Viridiplantae; Streptophyta; Magnoliopsida; Solanales; Solanaceae.
GGGGGUUUAGAAUUGGAAGAAGAUGAAUUAUUGUUAGGUUGUUCGGAUUUUUCAAAAAUGUCAUUAUGCUCGGGUUCUAAUGGAUUUGUGCACGAGGUGGUAGUAUUUUUGAAAGAUCCGAACAAUGUGUUACAUUGCAGUACUGCUUCUCCAGAAAAAGGGGCUCACUCUUUGUGCUCGGAUUUUUCAAGAAUGUCAUCAUUUUUAUGAACAUUUUUGGUAAAUUGGAGUCAAUGAAUUAUACCUACUCCUCUGGAACUUCCACUAUUUUCGAAAAAAAAGGUGAAAUAACAAAGAUUAUAAAGUGGAUAGUGAAAUAACAAAUGCACGGGGGAGUGACAUCGAUGGAUGAAUUUCUUCGUCGAUUCUUCUACUCAGUAUACCUAAAGAAGCAGCACGUUCACGAAGACAACUAUUGCAAGUAUAAUAACCAAGUUCUUGCUGCAUUUACCUCGUCUUUAUACAUGGCUGGUUUAGUUGCAUCUCCGGUAGCAUCUCCUAUCACAAGGAACUAUGGACGUCGUGCAAGUAUAAUAUGCGGUGGCAUUAGUUUCUUCAUUGGAGCAGUUCUUAAUGCCGCUGCUGUCAACCUUGGCAUGCUUCUUUCCGGACGAAUUAUGCUAGGUGUUGGAAUUGGCUUUGGCAACCAGGCAGUUCCGUUAUAUUUAUCAGAGAUGGCACCAGCACACCUAAGAGGAUGUCUGAACAUGAUGUUUCAAUUAGCAACAACACUCGGAAUCUUCACAGCAAACAUGAUAAACUAUGGAACAAGUAAACUCCAUCCAUGGGGAUGGAGACUUUCGUUAGGCUUAGCAGCAGCACCGGCUUUCGUUAUGACAGUUGGAGGCAUUCUUCUUCCCGAGACACCGAACAGCUUAAUCGAACAAGGAAAUAAAACUAAAGGGAGACGUGUUUUAGAGAGGAUAAGAGGAACCGAGAAUGUAGAUGCAGAAUUCGAAGACAUGGUGGAUGCAAGUGAAUUGGCACGUUCGGUAAAGCAUCCGUUUAGAAACAUUCUUAAAAGGAGAAACAGGCCUCAGUUAAUCAUGGCGAUUUUGAUGCCGACUUUUCAGAUACUUACAGGCAUUAACAUCAUACUUUUUUAUGCCCCAGUAUUGUUUCAGAGUAUGGGGUUUAAAAGAGCAGCCUCUCUGUAUUCCUCUGCUUUGACUGGUGCAGUUCUUGCUUCAUCUACACUUUUAUCGAUGGCCACUGUCGAUAGAUGGGGUCGAAGAGUUCUUCUUAUCACCGGUGGAAUCCAAAUGAUCAUCUGUCAGGUCAUUGUUGCGAUAAUCUUGGGACUCAAAUUUGGUAGUGACAAGGAGCUAUCAAGAGGUUACUCGAUUGUAGUAGUUGUUUUCAUUUGCCUCUUUGUAGCGGCGUUUGGAUACUCAUGGGGGCCUCUUGGAUGGACAGUGCCAAGUGAAAUUUUCCCUUUAGAGACGAGAUCAGCAGGCCAAAGUAUCACAGUUACUGUGAAUUUGUUCUUCACAUUUGCGAUAGCACAAUCUUUCCUCUCACUUUUAUGUGCUAUGAGGUUCGGGAUUUUCCUGUUUUUCUCCUGUUGGAUUGCUGUCAUGACGAUAUUCAUCUAUCUGUUCUUGCCUGAAACAAAGGGAGUUCCGAUUGAAGAGAUGAUGCGUCUUUGGGAAAAGCAUUGGUUCUGGAAGAAGAUCGUUUCGGAGGAUCAACAAGUUAAAAACACAAAUGGACUCAAUCAUGCUUGAGGUACAUUGUUAACAAGGUGAAAGGUGAAUAGAGAAAUCUAUCUUGUUCAUGUGGAAUUUUGGUCUUCUAUAUGUAUAUGUAAAAGUGUGAACUUUAACUUUUAAGAAUGUCACUUUCUAUGAAUACAAGUGUGAAAUGAUAUUUUGAUAUGUUAUAAGUCCCGAUCUUUAAUUUA